Chanos chanos (milkfish) is the source of this 2357-nucleotide messenger RNA. RefSeq names its product actin related protein 1B (gene actr1b). The record is from RefSeq and is a predicted model, not a curated record. The coding region runs from base 112 to 1242 and encodes 376 amino acids. The transcript has 11 exons. Lineage: Eukaryota; Metazoa; Chordata; Actinopteri; Gonorynchiformes; Chanidae.
UGCAGCUAGGGAGACCUGCAGGAACGGUUAUUUUUAUAUGAGCAAACCUACUCAGAACCUGGGAUUUUAAAGGAGGUUUGAUUGAAAAACAUACUAAACAGCAGAUUCAUCAUGGAAUCUUAUGACAUUAUAGCUAACCAGCCGGUUGUGAUUGAUAAUGGCUCUGGUGUCGUGAAAGCUGGCUUUGCUGGAGACCAGAUUCCCAAAUACUGUUUCCCAAACUAUGUCGGACGGCCCAAACACGUGCGCGUGAUGGCAGGAGCCCUUGAGGGGGAUAUUUUCAUCGGACCUAAAGCUGAGGAGCAUCGCGGCCUGCUGUCGGUACGUUACCCGAUGGAGCAUGGCAUUGUGAAGGACUGGAACGACAUGGAGCGGAUCUGGCAGUACGUGUACUCGAAGGAGCAGCUGCAGACUUUCUCUGAGGAGCACCCUGUACUUCUGACUGAAGCUCCACUCAACCCCAGUAAAAACCGCGAGCGGGCGGCUGAGGUCUUCUUCGAGACGUUCAACGUGCCUGCUCUCUUCAUCUCCAUGCAGGCGGUGCUCAGUCUGUACGCCACCGGCCGAACGACGGGCGUGGUGCUGGACGCAGGUGACGGGGUCACACACGCCGUGCCAAUCUACGAGGGCUUCGCCAUCCCCCACUCCAUCAUGCGCGUUGACAUCGCGGGCCGCGACGUCUCCCGCUACCUGCGUCUGCUCCUGCGUAAGGAGGGCUACGACUUCCACACCUCAGCGGAGUUUGAGGUGGUCCGCACUAUCAAAGAGAGGGCCUGCUACCUCUCUCUCAACCCUCAGAAGGACGAGACCCUUGAGACUGAGAAAGCGCAGUAUACUCUGCCUGACGGAAGCACUGUAGACAUCGGACCUGCCCGGUUCCGGGCCCCUGAGCUUUUGUUCCGCCCAGAUCUAAUUGGAGAUGAGAGCGAGGGAAUUCAUGAGGUCUUGGCUUUUGCCAUUCAGAAGUCAGACAUGGACCUGCGGCGCACCCUCUUCUCCAACAUUGUGCUCUCUGGUGGCUCCACACUUCUCAAAGGUUUCGGAGAUCGGUUGUUAAGUGAGGUGAAGAAACUUGCACCCAAAGAUGUUAAAAUUAAGAUCUCAGCACCACAGGAGAGACUGUACUCUACAUGGAUCGGGGGAAGUAUCCUGGCCUCGCUCGACACCUUUAAGAAGAUGUGGGUCUCGAAGAAGGAGUACGAGGAGGACCGCGCCCGUGCCAUCCACCGGAAGACGUUUUAACGGGAGAUCAGCGCAGCAAAGCCCCCGCCUCCCCUCAUUCUUUUGGUUUCACCUCUCUGCCCCCCCCCUAGCUUGGCCUCCCUUCUCCUCCCUCCCCCUUGUCCUCCCUAGCAGGGAGUUUCCCAGGACUUCUCCCCAAUCUGCAGCUUGGCAUGCCUUGUGUUGCCCUCCCCUCAUCAGGUGACCUGCCCGGGACUGGACUGGGGUUUAGGCAGGCGUUCUCCAACAGGUCUGCACCCAUCUGCGCCCAUCAAACACAGACAAAAGGCUUUUCAAGAGCAGCAGUCAAUACUGUCAGCACUGUUGUCUCUUUUCCUGAAGGCGAUGCUAAUAUUCGACGCUUAAAUAUUUAUUACACUCUGUACCCAGGCCUGUGUGAUACUGUCAUAUCAUGUAUUCUAAUGAACAUGAAGGUUAAUGUGUUACACAGUCAUUAGAAUUUCAUUCCAAAUUGAAGACAAUGUUUGUUUUUUUUUGUUGUUGUUUUCUCCUGUGUUAAGUCAUCUGUAAUAGAUGACAUGGUGUGGAUGUUUAGACUGGAGCACACAGUAGUAUUUUUAUUUGUUUGUUUGUUUGUUUUUCAUCUCUUUGACAUGGUUAUGAUGCUGGGAGGGGCAGUAAGGAGAUGUACAAUAGGGGAACAUAUUUCACCACUACAGUUUGCCAUAGUGGACACUAGUUAAUUUAUUGUCUAUGUCCUUGUCGAAGUUGUCAAGGCUGAAACCACUCUAGUUUAAAGGAACUAAAUCACAGACGCUGAGCAGAGAUAAUGUGUAGCCAAUAGCCGCUUGAAGAAGUAUUCUUCAUAGCAUGCACAUGUCCUGUAGAAACCAUUAGUAAAAAUGCCAAUGUCAAUACUGCCCCCCCCCUCCCCUCAGGAUUUUCUUUUGUUUGACACCUCUGAAAAAUGCGGUCUGAGAAGUGAUUUGAAAUAUGAGAGGAUCUUCUGCAGUUCCUAUUUGCGAUAUGUUUGCAGUAUUCUUAAACUGUUGUGUGUUGGUGUUGCUGAGCUGAUGCCAUCUGUGCUUGAACGAAAAUGUUUGAAAUGUUGUUCUGUUUGGGACCUGUCAUGUGUGUGUUCCAAAAGAAAAAUACAGAUAUUCUGCCCAACAAGA